This is a messenger RNA of Balaenoptera ricei (Rice's whale), 2922 nucleotides long. It is a transcript of the gene NUDCD1, whose product is annotated as NudC domain containing 1. Bases 96 to 1847 code for a protein of 583 amino acids. The record is from RefSeq and is a predicted model, not a curated record. NCBI's taxonomy places the organism in Eukaryota, Metazoa, Chordata, Mammalia, Artiodactyla, Balaenopteridae. The transcript is spliced from 10 exons.
GGAACCACGCCGCUUCCCAGCCACGGUGAUAAGCUUGAAGCGCGGACCUUUCAACCCGAACUUUAUUAAUUCUCACGCUAGGCCCCUGGAAGGCGAUGGAGGUGGCCGCUAAUUGCUCCCUGCGGGUGAAGAGACCUCUGUUGGAUCCCCGCUUCGAGGGUUAUAAGCUCUCCCUCGAGCCGCUGCCCUGUUACCAGCUGGAGCUUGACGCAGCUGUGGCAGAAGUAAAACUUCGAGAUGAUCAGUAUACACUGGAACACAUGCAUGCUUUUGGAAUGUAUAAUUACCUACACUGUGAUUCAUGGUAUCAAGACAGUGUCUACUACGUUGAUAACCUUGGAAGAAUUAUGAAUUUAACAGUGAUGCUGGACACUGCCUUAGGAAAACCACGAGAGGUGUUUCGACUUCCUGCAGAUUUGAUAGCAUAUGACGAUCGCCUUUGCGCAUCCAUCCAUUUCACAUCUUCUACUUGGGUUACCUUGUCAGAUGGAACUGGAAGAUUGUACCUCAUUGGAACGGGUGAACGUGGAAAUAGUGCUUCUGAAAAAUGGGAGAUUAUGUUUAAUGAAGAGCUUGGAAAUCCUUUUAUCAUAAUUCACAGUAUCUCAUUGCUGAAAGCUGAAGAACAUUCGAUAGCUACCCUGCUUCUUCGAAUAGAGAGAGAGGAAUUGGAUAUGAAAGGAAGUGGUUUCUAUGUUUCCUUGGAGUGGGUCACUAUUAGUAAGAAAAAUAAAGAUAAAAGAAAAUAUGAAAUUACUAAGCGUAAUAUUCUCCAUGGAAAGUCAGUGCCCCACUAUGCCGCUAUUGAGCCUGAUGGGAAUGGUCUAAUGAUUGUCUCUUACAAGUCCUUUACAUUUGUUCAAGUUGGUCAAAAUCUUGAAGAAAGUAAGGAUGAAGACAUGUCAGAGAAAAUCAAAGAACCUCUGUAUUACUGGCAACAAACUGAAGAUGAUUUGACAGUAACAGUAUCGCUUCCAGAAGACUGUACUAAGGAAGACAUUCAAAUACAGUUUUUGCCUGAUCAUGUCAACGUUGUGCUGAAGGGUCAGAGGUUUUUGGAAGGAAAUCUCUAUUCAUCUAUUGAUCAUGAAAGCAGUACAUGGAUAAUUAAAGAGAAUAAUAGCUUGGAGAUUUCCUUGAUUAAAAAGAAUGAAGGACUGACAUGGCCAGAGCUAGUGGUCGGUGAUAAACAGGGGGAAUUUAUUAGAGACUCAGCCCAAUGUGCUGCAAUAGCUGAACGUUUGAUGCAUUUGACCUCUGAUGAACUGAAUCCAAAUCCAGAUAAAGGUAAACCUCCUUGUAAUGCUCAAGAGUUAGAAGAAUGUGAUAUUUUCUUUGAAGAGAGCUCCAGUUUAUGCAGAUUUGAUGGCAGUACAUUAAAAACUACUCAUGUGGUGAAUCUUGGAAGCAACCAGUACCUUUUCUCUGUCAUAGUGGAUCCUAAAGAAAUGCCCUGCUUCUGUUUGCGCCAUGAUGUUGAUGCACUUCUCUGGCAACCACACUCCAGCAACCAAGACGAUAUGUGGGAGCAUAUCGCAACUUUCAAUGCUUUAGGCUACGUCCAAGCAUCAAAGAGAGACAAAAAAUUUUUUGCCUGUGCUCCAAAUUACUCUUAUGCAGCCCUUUGUGAGUGCCUUCGACGAGUUUUCAUCUAUCGUCAGCCCACUCCCAUGUCCACUGUACUUUACAAUAGGAAGGAAGGCAGGCAAGUAGGGCAGGUUGCUAAGCAGCAGGUAGCAAGCCUAGAAACCAGUGAUCCUAUUUUAGGCUUUCAAGCAACAAAUGAGAGAUUAUUUGUUCUCACUACCAAAAACCUCUUUUUAAUAAAGGUAAAUACAGAGAAUUAAUUACUCCAACAUGUUGGCUUCUCUGUACUGGAAAAGUAUUCAGUGGUAGCUGGAAGGCUGGGCAGUUGUGCUGUAAUCUGUUAAGUUUUAUUGUGUUAAAAUUAUCUUGUAUGAAUUUAUUUUUUAAAGGAUAUUGGAAAUAUAUUUGAGAUUAUGAGUCUAUAAAAGCUAUGGAAUGAAGCUGCAAAUUUAGAGGAAAUUAGCUUCUGUAAAAAAUGUAAAGAUAGUAUCAGCAAGUAUAAUUAAUUUUUUAAAAACAGGCUAGAAUCUCAUCUUUUAUAUGAAAGAUGUACAAUUCAUGUUUAAAAAUAAAAAUAUUUAUCGUGUAUUUUUUGUUCACUGAUACAGUUUCUACUUCUUUACCUAUAGAAUGUAUAGGAUAAUAGUUAAAGUGUUGAUUCUUGUAAAUACUUUUCAAAUGGACUGAAUAGCUGGGGUAGAGGGAGAAAUAUAACAGGUACAGCAGGUCUAGUACUGUUAAAGUUUGCUGAGAGACCUUAAGUGUUUUUUCAUAUUAAGUAUAGCUUUAUUUUUUUUUUUUUUUUUUUUUUUAAACAAGUAUAGCUUUAUUUAACUUUUAUCCAUUUGGUCUUCCACAGACAUAAAUAAAGAGAGAUGAUAAGGUUCUACGAAGUGUAGCUCUUAUCCAUUGCUAUAUAACAAACCACUCCACAACUCAGUGGUUUAAAACAGGAUGUUUUAUAAUUUUUCAUGGUUCACUGACUUGACUGUCUCUGUUCUGCAUGGCCUUUCCUCCUCCAGUAAACUAGACCGUGUUUCUUCCCAUGACAGAAAAAACAUUACAAGAGGGCAAGCCCUAACGUACAAGAGUUUAUCAAGCCUGCACUUGCAUCAUAUUUGCUCAUCUUUCAUUGAACAAAGCAAGUCUAGAGUCAGUGUGAGAGAGUGGAGUACACAAGGAUACAGAUAGCAGGUGGUAUGAUUCACUGGGAGCCAUUUAUGUAACAAACAGUCUGCCAUACAGAUUAUAAUUCGUCCUGGUAGUUCUUACAUUUCUACAGUUAAGAAAAAAGUAAUCCUGUUUGUUUAUACAUUAAAUAUGUUUUGCCAUGAA